Lycium ferocissimum is the source of this 1842-nucleotide messenger RNA. RefSeq names its product CDP-diacylglycerol--serine O-phosphatidyltransferase 1-like. The transcript is spliced from 13 exons. The record is from RefSeq and is a predicted model, not a curated record. Bases 252 to 1532 code for a protein of 426 amino acids. Gene Ontology annotation, biological process: phosphatidylserine biosynthetic process. NCBI's taxonomy places the organism in Eukaryota, Viridiplantae, Streptophyta, Magnoliopsida, Solanales, Solanaceae. Gene Ontology annotation, molecular function: L-serine-phosphatidylethanolamine phosphatidyltransferase activity.
AACUUCUUUUUUUCUCUCCAAAAAAAAAAAAAUCAAUCUUUUUUUUGUCUACUUUUCAUUAAAAUCUCCAUAAAUUUGCUUCACUUUUUAGUUAACACAGUUAAUUAACUACACUACAAUACCCAUUUCUCCAUUUUCCCUUGUUUUGAUCCAACGGCCACGAUUCUCUGUGACUGUCAGCUUUUCUUUUUCAUUUUAUUUGUCUUCUCUACUGAAAAGCUGAAGAGGCUGAAUUCUAGCAGACUAGGCCUAUGGGGCCUAAUGGGCAUAGAAAGGGUAACAAAAGGAAUUCUAUUACCGUUCAAAAUGGUGAUAUUAGCACAUUGAAUAUCGAUGAUGAGUUGGAUCCAUGGACUGCCUGGGCGAACAAACCUCACACUAUUACUUUGUUACUUGUUGGUGCAUGUUUACUCAUUUGGGCAAGUGGAGUUCUCAAUCCACAAAACACUUCUUCCGGUGAUAUUGUGGCAUCUGUGAAAAGGGGUGUUUGGGCUAUGAUUGCGGUGUAUCUUGCUUACUCUUUGCUGCAAGUCCCCUCGACGGUGCUCAUUAGGCCACAUCCUGCCAUUUGGCGCCUGGUUCAUGGAAUGGCUGUCAUUUACCUUGUUGCUUUGACGUUUUUGCUUUUUCAGAAGCGGGAUGAUGCUCAGCAAUUUAUGAGAUAUCUGCAUCCUGAUCUUGGUAUUGAGCUACCUGAAAGAUCCUAUGGUGGUGAUUGCAGAAUCUACGUAGCUGAAAUUCCCACAAACAGGUUUAAGAAUCUUUAUGACACACUGUUUGAUGAGUUUGUUUUGGCUCAUAUCAUAGGGUGGUGGGGAAAGGCCAUCAUGAUUCGUAAUCAGCCUCUUUUGUGGGUUUUAUCCAUUGGAUUCGAGUUGAUGGAGCUUACCUUCCGCCACAUGUUACCAAACUUCAACGAGUGUUGGUGGGACAGCAUUAUUCUUGACAUAUUGAUCUGCAACUGGUUCGGUAUAUGGGCUGGAAUGCGCACUGUUCGGUAUUUUGACGGAAAAACAUAUGAGUGGGUUGGUAUAAGCAGGCAACCAAAUAUCAUGGGCAAGGUCAAGCGAACACUUGGACAAUUUACUCCAGCACAUUGGGAUAAAGAUGAAUGGCAUCCCCUUCUAGGUCCAUGGCGGUUUAUUCAAGUCCUCAGUCUCUGUGUCGUAUUCUUGACUGUGGAGUUAAAUACAUUCUUCUUAAAGUUCUGUCUUUGGAUUCCUCCAAGAAAUCCUCUUAUAGUGUAUAGGUUGGUUUUCUGGUGGUUAAUUGCGUUACCAACAAUCCGCGAGUACAAUUCUUACCUACAGGAUAGAAAACUGGUGAAAAAGGUGGGAGCAUUUUGUUGGCUUUCACUGGCGAUCUGCAUUGUUGAGCUCCUAAUCUGCAUCAAGUUUGGACAUGGAUUAUUUCCGAACCCAAUGCCGAAAUGGGUGGUUAUUUUAUGGUCAUGUAUCGGCACUGGCCUUCUGAUAUCGUUGGCUGCAUGGUCGUGGCAUUUACAUAGAACGAUGAGGAGAAAACGCGUUUGAGUUGCCCUUUGCAGUUCCUGGCCCAGUCAUUCUUUAUUCCUUUGCUUUCUGGGUAGAGUCAACCAUGUUGUAAAUACCCAUUACCUUGUAACUGUAUAUGCUUUGCUUUGCUUUGCUUUUUUAGGUUAGAUAUAUUACAGUUUAAACAUGUAGUGGGCAUCAAUUCUUUUUCAAUAGGUUAAAGGUUGUCCUUUGUUUGUUGAGCUGCAAUAUUGCUGCCUCAGUUUUCCAGGUUUAUUUCAGUUUAUACGGGGUGUUGAAAUAUUGCCAGUUCUUUCUAUGCAUUUUAUAUGGUACAAUUUUUACAACA